GGCACUCAGCCUCCGGGUUGCGCUCUGCCCACCUACACGAGCGGCUGCUGGCCGCGCCACGACGGCGGCGGCGCGUCGACGGACGGCCAAGACGCGACCACGCCAACCGCCGGCCGGCGCGCGAUGCGACGCUCCAAUCUCUCUCUCCGUCGCCUUCCUCCGUUCUGAUUUGCUUCGUCUCCAGGGCACAUCCCGUGCGCGCACCCACCCACCACAAGAUUCGCUCCGAUCUCCAUCUCGGUCUCCGUCCAUGAGUAGCAAGCAGCAGCAGCAGCACACCUCCCCACGACCACUGCCACCACCAUGGCCCUCUGCUCCGGCCCAUCGCUCGCCCGCUCUUAGGCCUUGUCCCGGCCACGCGCGCUCGCCGCCAUGGACGCCCUAGGCGCCGCGCUGGCGCCGCUCGCCCUCGCCGACGCCGCGGCCAAGGACUCGCCGCAGGACCCAGGGUCCGCGUGCGGGAGCCCCUGCUCCGUCGCCAGCGACUGCAGCAGCGUCGCAUCGGCCGACUUCGACGGCCUCCUCUCCCCCUCCGCCGCCUCAUCCUCCGCGGGCCCGCCCUCGCUCGUCUCCGACGACCUGCCCGCGGCCGCCACCGAUUCCAGCCCCGCCUGCGGCAGGAGCGUCUUCGCCCUCGACUCCCCGCCGCGCUGGGGGCUCGAGUCCGUCCAAGGCCGCCGCCCGGAGAUGGAGGACGCCGCCGCCGUCGUCCCGCGCUUCCACCGCAUCCCGCUCUGGAUGGUCGCCGCCGACGCCGACGGCCUCGACCGCGCGUCCUUCCGCCUGCCCGCGCACUUCUUCGCGGUCUACGACGGCCACGGCGGCGCCCAGGUCGCCCACUACUGCCGGGACAGGCUCCACGCCGCGCUCGCCGAGGACCUGCGCCUCGCCGAGGAGCGCGGCGGCGGCGAAGACGACUUCAACUCCCUGGACUCCAAGAAGCGGUGGGAGAAGGCGUUCGUGGACUGCUUCUGCCGCGUCGACGCCGAGGUCGGAGCGCGGCCCGUGGCUCCGGACGCGGUCGGGUCGACGGCGGUGGUCGCAUUGGUCUGCUCGUCGCACAUCAUCGUCGCCAACUGCGGGGACUCGCGAGCCGUGCUCUGCCGGGGCAAGGAGCCAUUGCCUCUGUCUCUGGAUCACAAGCCAAACCGGGAAGACGAGUACGAGAGGAUCGAGGCCCUCGGCGGCAAGGUCAUUCAGUGGAAUGGGUACCGAGUUCUCGGCGUUCUUGCCAUGUCGCGCUCCAUUGGGGACAGAUACCUGAAGCCUUACAUAAUCCCCGUCCCCGAGGUCACACUUGUAGCUCGUGCAAGAGACGACGAGUGCCUCGUCCUCGCGAGCGACGGCCUCUGGGACGUGCUAUCCAACGAAGAGGUCUGUGAUGCUGCCCGCAAGCGGAUUCUGCUGUGGCACAAGAAGAACGCCACCUCGUCGCCCUCCUCCUCCUCCUCCGCUGUCGCCCGAGGAAGCGGUGACGACGGUGGCUCGCCGGACCCUGCCGCACAGGCGGCCGCCGAGUACCUGUCCAAGCUUGCCCUCCAGAAGGGGAGCAAGGACAACAUCACCGUCCUCGUGAUCGACCUCAAGGUGCACAGGCGGUUCAGGAGCAAAAACCUGCCGAUAACAACAGAUGGUAGUGGAUAGGAACUCAAAACCUAACGACAGUAACAGUGGAUAGGCUUUAAGAUAAGAAACAGUAACACCUGCACCUGUGACUACAUAUACCAAGUCUGAUUCAGGAACCUGGGAUUUCAGGGUUCUAGAUCUGAUGAAACAUGACUCUUGUACAUGUAGCAGUAGUACAUAAUUUGGGUUUCUGGCUGUCAA
Lolium perenne is the source of this 1827-nucleotide messenger RNA. Its product is annotated as protein phosphatase 2C 53. The record is from RefSeq and is a predicted model, not a curated record. Gene Ontology annotation, biological process: protein dephosphorylation. NCBI's taxonomy places the organism in Eukaryota, Viridiplantae, Streptophyta, Magnoliopsida, Poales, Poaceae. Gene Ontology annotation, molecular function: protein serine/threonine phosphatase activity; cation binding.